Molecule: messenger RNA, 760 nt
Organism: Diachasmimorpha longicaudata
Lineage: Eukaryota; Metazoa; Arthropoda; Insecta; Hymenoptera; Braconidae
Product: general odorant-binding protein 56d-like
Exons: 5
Coding region: 85-516 (143 amino acids)
Molecular function (GO): odorant binding
Source: RefSeq, a predicted model, not a curated record
AAUUCUCUGUUCAAUAAGAGACGGAUAAUAUUUUGAUAAAUACCAACGUCAGGUAUAUAAGAAGGAUUUUCCAACAAGAAAAUCAUGUGCUUAUUGCAAACAGUGAAGAUGAAACUUCUCGUGAUUCUACUGAUCUUUCACGUUGCAUUUGCAGCUGGGGCCUUCAGACCUGCAGAUAUCGUGCGCUUUCAGAGGGCAGUAGAAAAAUGUAGAAUCAGUGAGGAUGUUAGUGAUGAAGUACUUGAGCGUGUGUUGAAUGGAGAAAUUGUUGAUGAUCCACAUUUCAACUGCUUUGCUGCUUGUCUCCUUGAAGAAUUCCAAUUGCUAAAGCCAGAUGGUUCAUUCAAUGAUGAAUUGGCUGUAACUAAAAUACCGCAGGACGCUGACUUCGCACAACAGCUGACAGAUGCUAUCAAAACGUGCAGUGCUAGAAGAGAUCCUGAUAAAUGCACAACAGCUCAUUUGCUAUUCGUCUGCAUGUACGAGAACAAUAUUCCAACUCUGCUUUUCGGGUAAGACCAACAAUAUACUGAGCAAAACUCAAUGUCAACAAAUAGUAGCGUAGCUGCUUUGUCCUCCUCAACGGAAAGGAUCAUUAAUCAGUGGCAACGCAAUGGCUCAAUGGAAAAUUCCUCAAUCAAUUAAUCAAUCAAUGCCGAAAAAUGUUUUAAAUUCCAAAAACGUGUACAUUGCCAAAUUAUGAAUGGAAACCUUUUCUGGCAUGGCAACACACACAAUAAAUUAUCCGCCUUUAAAGUUA